UCAAUUUUGGUGGUGUAGCGAGACCGGUUGAAGACCGCAGCGCUCAAUAAACGAGAAUGUUUUACCCGUGAAUAACUGGAAUGCAAAAUAUGUGGGGAGAUUAGUUUGAGAUUAGCGAGACCGGCUGAUGACCGUAGCGCCCAAUUCAGACAUCGGUUGAUGACCGAUGAAGCAAGAUGCCAAAUGUAUUGAAGAACACAACAACUAGCCCUACCAAGCCUAGAGGAUGUAACGCGAGUCCGGUUGACGACCGAAGCGCGACAAAGUGUGCAAAACAAAAAAAAAACGGAAUGUGAAGCUAAAGUGUUUUCAAAGCAAGCGUAACGAACUUAUCACGUGAAAAUGUGACUAACUCCAUCAAGAAAAUAGAAAUAGUGUAGUUUUCACAAGAUUGGAUGUAAUAUGGAUUCUGACAAGGAUUGGCCACUGGAGCCGUUCAACGAUUCUGUUGGACCUUCUGAUCUGCGUCGUGAAUGGGAAGAAUGGUUCAGAGCAUUUGAACUAAUUGCAGAGCUUAGAAAAAUCGAAGUACAGCAUGACAAAUUCAUACUACUGCUGGCAAGGGGCGGUAGAGGCCUUCAACGCAUUUACUACAAUUUGCGGCCGGUGGCUGGAGAAGUAUACCCAGAGUCGGUGAAAAUCCCUUUGAUGCCGAUUGAGACACCCGAAUACGAUAAUGCGGUGAAACGACUGAGCAAUUUCUUUAUCGGAAAGCGUAACGAGCGCGUCGAAUUGGAAGUGUUCCGCUCGUUGAGACAAACGUCCGAGGAGUCUUUCAGUCACUUCAUCCUGAAGCUACGCACGCAAGCCACGCGUUGUGAUUUUAGAUCUCGCGAGGAGAUCGAAAUUUUGCAUCAGGUAGCUAUGGGUGCUCGCGACGAAAGAGUCAGAGACAAAGGACUAGAGAAUACUAUGAGUUUGGAUGACUUGACCAAUUACGCCGUGAACAGGGAAACGCUUAUGAAGCAGAAGGAAAAAGUACGGCAAUUCAAGGAAAAUGAAUCAGCCGGGACAAUAGCUACGGUCAAACAGGAUUGGGGAAAGAAACCAACAACGACGAAUACUGGACCAGAGCGGCGCUGGGACCCAAGUAAGCACAAUGAAACUGAGUGUUCGAAUUGCGGAUCAUGGAAGCACCGAAAGGAUUCGCGGGAAUGCUCUGCUAGAGCUUGUAGAUGCAACAGCUGCGGACGCAUGGGACAUUAUGCGAGAAAGUGCAGAUCAAGAAGAAACACCGGUGCAAGGAGUUUCGGAUACACAAAGCGCAAAUUUGGUGAAGCCAACUCACUCCGGGAGAACCGUGACCGCUACCCCGAUGAACCUGAUCAAGGAUCAUCUCGUCGAUAUCCACCGGAGACAUUGAAGGUAGAAUAAUUAUAUCACCAUUUCCUUUUGAAAUUUAAUUCAAUAUCUUCAUUGAUAACAUGACAUAUAUACACUGGCCGGCAUAAUAAAGUGCCCACUUGCCGUUUUUCAUACAAAAUGGUCAACUUUGGAGCUCUAGAUCUUGGGUUCCCGUGAACCGAUUUGGCUGAAAAUUUUACCAGAGCUCAGAUAUAACUUGAAUUUUAACAUAUCUAUGUUUCGAGCAUAUUGACUCACAGGGUUAAAAAUUAUUGCGGUAAUACCAACGUGAAUUUUUUGGCAAAAAAUUGUUUUUCAAAUACCUCGAAAACUACAUCUCUAAGUGUACAGGUAU
Armigeres subalbatus is the source of this 1699-nucleotide messenger RNA. RefSeq lists its product as uncharacterized. Gene Ontology annotation, molecular function: nucleic acid binding; zinc ion binding. The coding region runs from base 403 to 1374 and encodes 323 amino acids. Lineage: Eukaryota; Metazoa; Arthropoda; Insecta; Diptera; Culicidae. The record is from RefSeq and is a predicted model, not a curated record. The transcript is spliced from 2 exons.